AGCUCAGAAGAACGUACCCGAGGGUAAAAAAGAGCCCUGAUGUAGCAAGUGCUGCAAAAGGAUUUGUUCAAUCAGCUUCUCACGUAUUUUUGGAGAAGGGGGAAAAAGUGAGGGAGGGAUUACACUAGGCUUGCUUCAGUUGUAGCAUGGAAGUGAUUUGCAAAUACAGUGCUUGCAUUUUGGGAAGAGCUUCUACUAAUUCUCAAAUCCUUUUGUGACAGAGCUUGUAGAAAAGCAAGGAAUGUAGCAAACGUGAUUAGCCUCAGCUACACCUAACAUCACCUCAGAGGGCCAAAGGAGCUGUCUCCAGGGGACAGGAAGGAGAAACAAAGUAAGCUUACAUCAAGGGUCAUUUAGGAGUCAAAGCAAAGAACAUUUUGAAAAUAAACCCAGAGCUUUAAAUUAAUUCCUUAUUAAAUACUGAACUAGUUGCUCAGAAUCACCACCACUUAAAGUCUCUACAGCAUCAGAGUCAAAGGUUUAAAUGAACACCUUUCAAGCAUGGCUUUAACACAGGACCUCAGGUAAGAGCUGGGGGAGAGAUUUGCUUCCUGUACAAGUGCAGCAGGUGCCCUUAAUUGGUUUAGCAUAAACAGGGAAAGUGAUGGCCAUUCCCUUAAGAGCAGGUUAAGUGGUGUUUAGGCAGCCCAGGCAAGCCAACACACAGAGCCCCAGUUCCCAUCAAAGGCUUCCCGAGCUGCAUGCAUGGCACAGGACACAUUCUGAGACCACGGGUCAUCAGUUCUGGCAGAACCAAACCAACACCUCCCCACCUCCUGGAAUGAUUGUUUCUGGUAACCACGCUGCUCUAAUGAUGGAUUAGUCACGUUCUGCAACUACAGGCAAUCAAAAAAUAAAUUCUGGUCACGCAUUUAUGUAUUUAAGGAGCCUGCCUAUUAGUUAAGUGCUAUUUACAUGAGAAAAUGUGUUUAAAUUUUAGCCCAUGAAAUGGAAACUCAAGAAACUAAAAGAGACAACAAAAAUGAUACAAACAACAACAUUCCAGUGCUGCUUUUGCAUAAAAUGCCACAAAGGUGGUUUACAAAAUGCAAUCCAUAAAGCUCUCAGCCACUAUUAACAUGGAAUGCUAAAGGCUGGGCUCAGGUAUUUGACACCACUGUGAAGAUACCUGAAUUAAUGAACAGAACGCUUUCCCAGUUAACUCAGAGCUGCUGCACAGUAGGUCAUUGGUUGGUUUAUUUGUUUGUAUUGAACACGAUGGGGUCACACUGGCCAUGGCAAGCAUGUUUGCUGUUGGACCAUCAUCGUCACUUCACUUGAUUUGAACGAGUGCUGGCAGCAGAGGGCUGCUUCAUCUCUGUACUGCUUUUUUGCUGGGAGCUGCAGCACACAGAACCUUGCUGCACCUGUACUGCGGAAGAGAGAUGUCUGGAAGAAAAAUUAGAUCUGAUCUAUGGUGGACACUGACAAAAACAAGUGUUCUAAUGAAGCCCGCAGCAAAUUACCCCAGGUAAUUUGUCAAAUUUGCAUUUACUUUGAGAUGUUAGCCUUGACAUGAGGCCAAUGCCCAUUAAAGUAAACAAAGUGAGCUCUGGGGCAUGCUGAUCCUCAGAGCCCUCACACUUCUAAAGAAAAGAAGCAAAUACUUCAACAACAGAGCAGCACAAAACAAAAACUGUUGAAUUUUCCAUUUCUUCUCCAAUUUUGAACUACUGCUACCAGUGAGCUGCUGAGCCUACAUAGGAACUAAGCCCAGCAACAUCUGCAACGAGUCUCACACCACAAUGACACCUCACAGCAGAGCCCCAGGAGGUGUUGCUGGCUUGUGUUUGUUUGAGAUGUGGUAUCUAACCUGCCUCUUCCUGUUGGCCAUGGAUCAGUUCCUUACUGAGGCCCCCCCCACAGAGUGGGCACGAAGAAUAGGAAUACUGUUCUCCUCAGCUGCCUGCUCUACUUUACUUUUUGUUCUUGGAGUCAAAACAAACCCAGUAUUUGCUCCUGCAGUUCUAAAUGGUUCUGCACAAUGAAAUUGAGCAUCUUCUUUCUACUUGCAACAGAAAUGGCUGCCUGUGGCACACCUCCCUUUGGUCCUGAUGAAGCACGAUGCCUGCACAUCCCUAACCAAGCAUGGCUCUGAAGGGACGUGGUUUUGUAAAAGGGCUCUGCAGAGAAAAUCAAAACGGGGCACCUACACACACAGCAGGAAGACACAGCUGUCCAUAUAUACGGAGAUAGAUAUAUGGACAGGCUGUGCCCCUGUGCCACAGCCACCUGUGAGCACAGCAGACACUGAGCUCAGACAGCAACAGGACGGGCCAGCUGGGAACAGGGACACAUGAAGAAUUCAUAUAGAAUUCAAAAUCCACAGCCAUGGGCACAGAGCUCUGAGGAGAAAAAAGUGAAGGGCUUACUUGUGCCACAUCCUCAGUCCCUCUCCACCACACAGGUAGGGAGCAGCCCAACACCAGCCCACCGAUAUUCAACACUCAAGUCCUUCAGGUCCAGAGCAACAGCCUCUGCAGUUAAUUACUGUUUGAAUUACUCCAAUUCCGCCGUAUCUGAGCUGCUCUCCUUCCGGCUGAAUCUUUCAAAUGGAUGACGUUUUCCUUUCUAGAGUAAGGAUACGCAUUUGACUGAGCUGUGAGGCUGUGGCACGGGCUCCCCAAACACGCUCCCAGCACCACGCUCUGCUCUGCGUGGCAGCGCUGCAGGGAGGACCUACAGCAGGAGCGCACAGCAGGAGGCAGAGCCCCGCGGCUUUGGGCGGAGCCUCAGCCCUCCCGCACGCACCGUUUCUGACCGAGCUCCGGGCGGAUCGGCGCGUCGCCGCCAGAGCUCGGCGCAGCCCGCAAUGAACUGCAGCGAGGCGCGGCGGCUGCAGGCGCUGCUGGGCGCAGUGCUGCGGGAGCUGCGCCGCGGAGCCAACGCCAGCGCGGCGGCCGCCGAGCCCGGGGCUGGGGGCGACGCCUCGCUGUACAUCCUGCUCAUCAUGAUCUUCUACGGCUGCCUGGCCGGGGGGCUCAUCCUGGCCUACACGCGCUCGCGGAAGCUGGAGUCCAAGCACGACCCCUACCACCUCUACAUCGAGCGCGACUGGGGCCGCGGCGGCCUGGGCCAGGCGGCCGAGGAGGGCGGACCGGCCGAAGAGGAGCGGCCGCUGUGAGCCCGGGACGGCAAGUUGGCGGUCCUGCCGCCCUGUAACCGGGGGCUGGCCGGUACCGCUUUCCGCAACAAAAGCCUGCGCUGCCUUGCGUCCAGAGAGCAUCACGUAUCCCUACAGCUGCAGACAUCCCUCAAAAUCGGCGCGUGGGCCGUUCUCUCACCGCACCACCGUCACGCUAGCUGCCGCUUUCUGACAGCAAAGCUACAGUUCUAAAGCCCUUCCUCAACUUGGCAGCUGCAACGUUGCAGGGAAUGGCCGUACAUCAGCUGCACGAGGUGACGAGGGGUUUUGUUUUUACAAAAACCCUGAAAUUACAGGAGCUUCACAUCAUGAACCACUGCACCAGGACCACAGCAACGGGGCCUCAGUCACAUCAGAGCUUCCGCAAGGAAUUCCUUCAACGCAAUCAGAAUUAAGCUGACUACAACCAAUGUUCUCCCAUCACAAAGAGCAAAUUACUACACAUCCAAACCCUUUUCAGUCCUGUCCCAGUGAAGCGUCCACCAGCAGGACCACGGCCUCCACGAGGCGUUACAGACCAACAGCUCAGAAAGUACUGCAAACCUGCAGAGCUCACCUCAGCUGGGCAAGGAUAGGGAAGGGGCUGUCACCAUUUCCCAAGUACGAGACUUGCACACACUGACUUGGCACAGCCCAUCCUAUGUCUGCCCCCAGCCCUGCGCCACAUGGCAGCAGCUCGUCACACUGAGCAGCUGGCAGGAAUCGGCAAUUCAUCUUUGCAACUCAUUCUCAGUUGAUGUAAAUCCAUUACCUGGGAAUUUUCAAAAGAAACGCACAGAGCUGCAAUCAGGCAUUCAGCUCAAGUACUUUCAUAAGCCCUCUGUUACCAGAGAAAAACACCCCUCAUCCACCAUCACACCCAAUUCAUUGCUUUUUGCCGGUACGUGAACAACUGCUUUCGAGGAGGAAGCACAGGAGUCAAACUUCAUCAGAAAUCUGACAAACAUGAGAGCCACUGCCACGGCACCGAGCUGACACACUGCUCUCACAAAAACAAGGUCACACAUCCCAUUUGUUUCAUGGUUCUGUUGCUUUUUAAAAAUAUAUUUCAAUUAAAACA
Messenger RNA from Tympanuchus pallidicinctus (lesser prairie-chicken), 4205 nucleotides. RefSeq names its product potassium voltage-gated channel subfamily E regulatory subunit 5 (gene KCNE5). Gene Ontology annotation, biological process: ventricular cardiac muscle cell action potential; regulation of ventricular cardiac muscle cell membrane repolarization; negative regulation of delayed rectifier potassium channel activity. The record is from RefSeq and is a predicted model, not a curated record. Lineage: Eukaryota; Metazoa; Chordata; Aves; Galliformes; Phasianidae. Gene Ontology annotation, molecular function: delayed rectifier potassium channel activity; transmembrane transporter binding; voltage-gated potassium channel activity involved in ventricular cardiac muscle cell action potential repolarization. Gene Ontology annotation, cellular component: membrane. The transcript has a single exon. Bases 2813 to 3124 code for a protein of 103 amino acids.